AAUAAAGUUUGUUGAUCCGGUGCCAGCCCCGGAUGCCUGGAUUGCAAGGCCGUGCUGCUGGGGCGCCCACGAGACCUCCGGCUGAGGGAGAAGACCCGUGGAACUGGCUCUCCUCAAGGGCAUUUUAAAGAUGAGUGAAAUAAAAUUGGAAACAGCUCCACAGCAGCGUAAAUUUCCUGAGUGGAUGUCUAUGCAGAAUGAAAGAUGUGCUGUAGAAGAAAGAAAGGCAUCUAUACAGAAGAGUGUUUUUGAAGAUGACCUCCCCUUCUUAGAAUUCACUGGAUCUAUUGUGUAUAGUUAUGAAGCUAGUGAUUGCUCUUUUCUAUCAGAAGAUAUUAGCAUGAGUCUCUCUGAUGGAGAUGUGGUAGGAUUUGACAUGGAAUGGCCACCAACAUACAAUAAAGGGAAACUAGACAGAGUUGCGCUAAUUCAGUUGUGUGUGUCUGAGAGCAAAUGUUACUUGUUUCAUAUUUCUUCUAUGUCAGUUUUCCCCCAGGGAUUAAAAAUCCUGCUUGAAAAUAAAGCAAUUAAAAAGGCAGGUGUAGGAAUUGAAGGAGAUCAGUGGAAACUUCUUCGUGACUUUGACAUCAAAUUGAAGAGUUUUGUGGAGUUGACAGAUGUUGCCAAUGAAAAGCUGAAAUGUACAGAGACCUGGAGCCUCAAUGGUCUGGUUAAACACCUCUUUGGCAAACAGCUUCUGAAAGACAAGUCUAUCCGCUGUAGCAAUUGGAGUAAUUUUCCUCUCACCGAGGACCAGAAACUGUAUGCAGCCACUGAUGCUUAUGCUGGUUUCAUCAUUUAUCAAAAGUUGGAAAUUUUGGGUGAUGCCGUGCAAGUUUUUGCUGUAAAUAAAGAGAAGGAAAUCCUACUUAGUGACGUGCAGAAACAGUUGACUUCUAUCUCUGAGGAGGUGAUGGAUCUGGCCAAGCAUCUUCCUGACACUUUCAGGAAAUUAGAAAAUCCACAGAGGGUUUCUAUACUAUUGAAGGAUAUUUCAGAAAAUCUGUACUCACUGAGGAAGAUGAUAUUUGGUUCUACUCACACUGAGAUAGAACUGAGGACAUUGGAGGAUUCAACAGCUGGUGUAGUACAACAGAAACGGACUAGAGAACAUAAAAUUUUUACUGGAGUUAAAGAUGAGACAGGAGACACAACACUUGAUAAUUUAGUUAAACAUGAUGGAGAAGAUGUACUUGGAAAUAAAGUGAAACAAGAAGAUGAAUUUGAAGAUGGAAUAGAAGACAAUAAGUUGAAAGAAAAUGCAGAAAGAAUUUGUUUGAUGUCAUUAGAUAUUACAGAAUAUGAACUCCAAAUUUUGGAACAGCAAGCUCAGGAAAAAACUCUUAGUGAUGUUACUUACAAAUCUGCUGAGGUACUAAAUAAAGAUGAAACACUUUUUUUAUUCAUUAGUAGGGGAUUGCUGGCUUUUUUCUGUAAAGGGCAUUUAUCUUCCAAGGAUAAUGAAAAGGAUGCAUCUUAUGUAAUUGAAAGUGAUGAAGAUUUAGAAAUGGAGAUGCUUAAGUCUUUAGAAAACCUAAAUAGUGGCAUGGUAGAACCAAUUCAUUCCAAAUGCUUAGAAAUGGAAAGAAAUCUGGGUCUUCCUGCUGAAGAAGAUGAAGAUGACCAUAAAGCUGUUGAGGAGGAAGAAGAUGAGGACUGUUCGUUGCCAGGACCCAAUGAAAAGCAAAUUAUUUGCCUUAAGACUUACUUUGGCCAUUCCAGUUUUAAACCCAUGCCUGAUGUAGUAAAAUGUUUGUACGAGGCUCUAGAAUAUUUUUUUUCUUCUUACAGAAUGUCCAACAUUCCAGCUUGUUUCCUUGGAUCAGCACAGUCAAAAGUUGUUCUAGAGGAUAUUAGAUUAGGCAAAUAUCGGAUUGUAUACAUCACUCCAGAAUUUUGUUCACAUAACUUGGACCUACUCCAGCAACUUGAGGCUAAUAUUGUUUUAUUGGCAAAGCUAGGGUCUGUGUUUGUAGUGAUCUGGGUUCCAAUUGUUGCACUCACUGCUACUGCAAGUUCUUCAAUCCGGGAAGAUAUUGUACAUUGCUUAAAGCUGAAGAAUCCUCAGAUUACCUGUACUAGUUUUGAUCGACCAAACCUGUAUUUAGAUGUUGGACGAAAAGCAGGGAAUAUACUUCAGGAUCUGAAGCAAUUUCUUGUUGAAAAGACAAGUUCUGAUUGGGAAUUUGAAGGUCCGACUAUCAUCUAUUGUCCUUCCAGAAAAAUGACAGAACAAGUUACAGCUGAACUUAGGAAACUGAAUGUAGCCUGUGAAACAUACCAUGCAGGCAUGAGUUUUAACAAAAGGAAACAGACUCAUCAUAGGUUCAUGAGAGAUGAAAUUCAGUGUGUCAUAGCUACCAUAGCUUUUGGAAUGGGCAUUAAUAAAGCUGAUAUUCGCAAAGUCAUUCAUUAUGGUGCUCCUAAGGAAAUGGAAUCAUAUUACCAGGAGAUUGGUAGAGCUGGCCGUGAUGGACUUCAGAGUUCUUGUCACUUACUCUGGGCUCCAGCAGACAUUAACUUAAAUAGGUACCGCCUUAUUAAAAUAGAAAAUGAAAAAUUUCGAUUAUACAAAUUAAGGAUGAUGGCAAAGAUGGAAAAAUAUCUUCAUUCCAGCAGAUGUAGGCGGCAAAUCAUCUUGUCUCAUUUUGAGGACAAACAAGUACGAAAAGCCUCCUUGGGUAUAAUGGGAACUGAAAAAUGCUGUGAUAAUUGCAGGUCCAGAUUGGGUCAUUGCUAUUCCUUCGAUGACUCAGAAGACACAUCCCAGGAUUUUGGUCCACAGGCAUUUCAGCUAUUAUCUGCUGUGCGCAUCUUAGGUGGAAAGUUUGGAAUUAGGGCUCCAAUUUUAUUUCUCCGAGGAUCUAAUUCUCAGCAUCUUCCAGAUAAAUAUCGCAGUCACAAUUUCUUUGGUGCUGGCAAGGAUCGAACAGAGAGUUGGUGGAAGGCUCUUUCUCAUCAGCUUGUUACUGAGGGAUUCUUGGUACAAGUUCCUGGAUGUAGCAAAUUUACAAAGAUUUGCACCCUUACAAAAAAGGGCAGAGAUUGGCUUGAUAAAGCUAAUACAGAAUCUCCUCAGACACUUAUCCUUCAAGCUAAUGAAGAACUGUAUCCAAAGAAUUUUCCUCUGCCAAGUUCUAAAACUAUAUCUUUGGGCACUGAACAGCAUUCCUCUAAUCAAGUACCAAUUGAAUUAACUGCGGAGAAGAAGUCUAACUUGGAGAAGAUGUAUUCUUACAAGGCAUUUGAUAAGAUUUCUUCUGGGAGUGACAUUCGUAAAAAAAGUAUCAUGGUGCAAUCACCAGGAAAGUGUUACAGUUCCUCAAAACCUGUUAUUUCAGCCCAGGAACAGGAGACUCAGACUACGUUAUAUGGCAAAUUGGUAGAAGCUAGGCAGAAACAUGCCAGUAAAAUGGAUGUUCCACCAGCUAUUCUGGCAACAAAUAAGAUACUGCUAGAUAUGGCCAAAAUGAGACCAACUACGGUUGAAAAUGUAAAAAGGAUUGAUGGUAUUUCUGAAGGCAAAGCUACUAUGUUGGCACCUUUGUUGGAAGUCAUCAAACAUUUCUGCCAAGUAAAUAGUGUUCAGACAGACCUCUUUGCAAGUACAAAACCUCAAGAAGAACAGAAAAGUCUGGUGGUGAAAAAUAAAUGUUCACUUUCACAGUCUGUGGCCAUCACUUAUUCUUUAUUCCAAGAAAAGAAAAUGUCUUUGAAGAGCAUAGCUGACAACAGGAUUCUGCCUCUCACUACAGUUGGCAUGCACUUAUCCCAAGCGGUGAAAGCUGGCUACCCCCUUGAUGUGGAGCGAGCAGGCCUGACUCCAGAGGUUCAGAAGAUUAUUGCUGAUGUUAUCCGAAACCCUCCCAUCAACUCAGAUAAGAAUAAAAUUGAACAAAUUAGAAUGUUAGUUCCUGAAAACAUUGAAAGGUAUCUUAUCAACAUGGCAAUUGAGAUCCUUAAAAAUGAUCAUGACAGCAGACUGUUAUGCCAAACUUCAAGUGAUUCCAACAAAAAGAGAUGUUUCCCCAACUCUGAAGAGAGCUGUUCAAGUUCUAAGAGAAUCAAGGAAGAAGUAAGCACUACUACCAAGGUUGAUGGAAAACAUCCUGGUAAUUUUUCAUCAAAAGAUGAAAGUGACAGAAAUCCACUACAACUACCUUCUUGGAAUGAGCCAUUCAACAAUCCAGAAAUAGAGGAUUUAUUUACUGAUUCUCAUUCACAGACUUCAUCUGAAACCUCAAAGAGAAAAUUGCCUGAAUGGUUUGCCAAAGGAAAUGAGACCUUAGCUGAAACCAGUGAGAAAUCAAUAGCCAAAACGAAAAAGAAAGGUCUUUUUAGUUAAGUUGGCAAUUACCAGAAAGAUUAUGUGGAUCUUUCUAUAUCAUAAGAGGAGAGCUAUAUUUCAUUUCUGAAAAAAAUGAGUAGUAGUAUUUCAGUUUAAAAGUUAUUCUAAUCCCAAAAUAAAGCACCCGUUUAUCAAAGGACUGGCAUCUUAAAUCAGCAUUCUGCAAUUCAUGUAAAGUAUUUGGGUCAGGCUGGCCAGUUAGCUCAGCUGGGUACAGCAUGGUGUUGAUAACACCACAGUCAAGGGAUCGAUCCUUGUAUGAGCCAGCUGCCAAAUGAAAAAAAUGUAUUUGGAUCUUCUGAGAACCUAAGUGACUAAAUAGGAUAUUAAAUUAGAUUUCCUUUCAGAUUGCUUUAAGAAACUGUAUUACUGCCCUGUUUUCUAAUCUUUUAUUUAUUGCAAUAGUAUAUUUGAAAAAUGUAAUGUGCUGUGAUUUAAUUUAGAUAUCAGAUUAGUAAUUGUGUGGUGAUUGUGUAAUUUAAAAUAUUCUUAUAUUACCAAAAUUCUGUCUUGUAAAUGUGAAAAAGCAUAGUUACUUUACAAAUUGUCUUUAUCUCUUGAAGAAGCUUUUAUACACAUUGUUAAAUGUUAUUAGUUGUCCAGAUCAGUGAAAAUGAAACAUUUUCCUUACAUUUCCAUGUUAAGUAAGGAAGAAGAGCGUAAAAAGGAUACCAAUUUUAGUAGGUAACUAUGCACUUUGUGCUUUAUAUGCUAUUUCUAUUAUUUUUCAAAAAAUGAAAGUGUCCUUCUUACUGAGUAUAAUAAAGAAACAUAUUUUUGACUUUCUUUUACUUAAUUACUUUGAAUACCUUUAUUUUUUAAGGAUGUCAGAAUGUGAUUCUAAUCUCUCUUAUGUAGCACAUAUGACUUAAAUAUCUAAAACCCAUACUCUGACAGAGUUGGGUAAAUUGUGGUUAGUAAAACUUUAAGCAAUUCACCAUACUGUCUAUAAAUAAAUUCCAAGGCUUUUGAUAGCCUUUUUCAUAAAUACAAAUGACUGUUGUUAAUAAAUGUAUGAAGAAAUGUACAUUUGUUGUUAAUAAAUGUAUAAAGAAAUGUUUGUUUAUAUGUUCAAACAUAUAAAGAAAUAUGUCUGAUAAAGAAA
Molecule: messenger RNA, 5453 nt
Organism: Galeopterus variegatus (Sunda flying lemur)
Lineage: Eukaryota; Metazoa; Chordata; Mammalia; Dermoptera; Cynocephalidae
Gene: WRN
Product: Werner syndrome, RecQ helicase-like
Exons: 34
Coding region: 131-4345 (1404 amino acids)
Biological process (GO): DNA replication; telomere maintenance; double-strand break repair via homologous recombination
Cellular component (GO): chromosome; cytoplasm; nucleoplasm
Molecular function (GO): four-way junction helicase activity; 3'-5' exonuclease activity; nucleotide binding
Source: RefSeq, a predicted model, not a curated record